Messenger RNA from Marchantia polymorpha subsp. ruderalis, 780 nucleotides. Lineage: Eukaryota; Viridiplantae; Streptophyta; Marchantiopsida; Marchantiales; Marchantiaceae. The record is from the annotation of a GenBank genome assembly.
AUGGAGCUGACGGAGGAAUCUGGUGUUCAAUUUCCUGCGUUUCCUUUCGAGCCGUAUCCAAUUCAGUUGCAAUUUAUGAAAGCCGUGUACAGCGGAAUUCAGAAAGGCGGAGUUACGAUCGUUGAAAGCCCUACAGGAACGGGGAAGACUCUCAGUUUGAUUUGUAGUACGUUGCAAUGGCUUAUUGAUCAGCACGAGGAUUCCAGUGAUUUAGCUGGAGAUGUAGCAAAACUGUGCAAUUCUGUAGGAGAGGAACCUGAUUGGAUGUCAAAUUUCGAAGCAAAGAAGGAGGAGGAGGAAAAGAAGCGGAGGGAAGCCCGGAAGCGGACUUUGAAGACGAGAUUGGCGGAAAAGAGCCUGAAUCGAACUCCUGGAAAUCGAUCGGUGAUGCAUUUUGGGAGCGUGAUAGCAAGUAAGGAGGGUAGGAAAGGCCGAGAUGCAGUUCAUCAACCCCUGAACUAUAAGCCAUGCCCAGAUGACGACGACGAUUUAAUUGUAGACGACUACUUCAGUGACGAGGAAGGUUGUAAGGAGGCGAAGAGGAAACAGACGUCUGUGGACUCGAGCAGCAGUGAUGACAGUGGUGGAGAGAUCAGUGACGAUGAGGAGCCUUUGAAGGUUUUCUUCUGUAGUCGAACACAUUCCCAACUUUCCCAGUUUGUCGGAGAGCUCCAGCGCACCGUCUUCUCAUCCUCACUGAGAUCGGUUUCCCUUGGUUCUCGUAAAAACCUCUGCAUAAACCCUGGGAUCAGCGGUUGCGGUAUUGGGGAAUUCGGCUAG